This is a messenger RNA of Helianthus annuus (common sunflower), 933 nucleotides long. RefSeq lists its product as uncharacterized. The record is from RefSeq and is a predicted model, not a curated record. NCBI's taxonomy places the organism in Eukaryota, Viridiplantae, Streptophyta, Magnoliopsida, Asterales, Asteraceae. The transcript has 4 exons. Bases 1 to 933 code for a protein of 310 amino acids.
AUGAGCUCUUCUUCCAUGCCCGCUACAACCUCUGCCACAACCGGUUCGGUGCUUCCACCACCUCCACAGAUGCAAGCUUCUUCACAGGCUCAAGCUCCACCAAGGAGGGUUGAAACUCAUAUAUCCCGAGACACUGUUCCUGCUAAAAAUGUCCAUAGAUCUGGUGUCCCAGGGAGAACUCCUAUUAUGGCUUCUAAUGAUGAAAUUUUAACUUUGUUUAGUAGUAUACAGGAUCAAAUGAAGCAACAACAAGAAACUAACCAGAUGAGAAUGAGAGAAAUACAACUCUUGAAGUCUAACUCCAAGAGACAUACUGAGGAUACUGAUACAGGUAUAACGUCGGCACUCUCCAAAGAGCUUCAGAAGCUGAAGGAUAUGAUAUCCAGUGGUUUAGGAGAUAAAGCGAGGUGGCCAAGGAAGAACCAGCAAAAGGCCGAUUGGAAGGAUAAAUCCAAAAAGAAGAAUAAGGGUCAGGAUACUAAGAAGGAUCAUGAACGAGCAGCAUCACCUCCUCCAGACGCUAAGAUAAUCAACUUCAUAUCUAGAGGAUCCAAUAUAUGUGGAACCUCUUAUUCUGCAUCAAAGAGACAUGCCAAGGAGGCUAAGGCAGAAAGAGGGGACGAGCCGACAAGGAUGACAACACUUACAACUGACAAAGUGAUAACGUUUGACAGUGAUGACUGGGACAACAUUCAGGAUCCUCAUCAUGAUGGUUUGGUAAUCAAUUUAUAUAUUGCUAAUCAUUUUGUACGCAGGAUACUGGUGGACAGCGGUAGCUCGGUUAACAUCAUCCAGUUGGAAACCCUGAAGAGAAUGAACAUCCCCCAAAUGGAGAUCACUUCAAAGUCCACUGUGCUUGUAGGAUUCAGUGGAGAAGCAAAGAACACUGUUGGAGAAAUAAAACUGCCUGUAUGUGUUGAAGCGGUGAACUAA